CUGAGCCUUGAGAGAAGGGAGAACACAAUAUGUCGGAGGAGAACCCCCCAAAACGUCCGAGACAUGUUGCAGAAGUGGAUCCUACCACAAAGAAAAAGCCUACUCGUCGUUCGGCUGAAGGAUUAUUAGCAAAGAAAGAAAGUGACCGACGUUUAAGACAAACACGGGUUUGUCUCGGCGUCGCUUUUGCUCGGUGGAGAGCACUGAAGAAAAAACUUGGGCUGAGAGCAGACAAGGAUGUCGCCUUGCGGCUGUUGGAUCACUUUAAUCAUUUUCAAUACAGUUAUGAAAAGUGCACCCAGGAGUCAAUGUCGUCAAGCCCCAAAAAGGACGGCAGACGACACAUCCAACCACCUCCACCACCAGCGCUUUCCACUUCCACCAAUUGCUCUGAAUCUCAAAGGUAUCAGAAGGUCACGACGAAAACGUCUGAGGAAUGUCCCUUGCCGACCAUUAAAAAUGAGUCAAAUGGCUACGUUUGUGAACUCCAGUUGUCCAUUUUGGGGUGUCUCCCAGCCGACGCUGCCGAGCCAUUAGCAGCGUCCGCAGACUCUGCACUACCCAAGCCUCUUUCAGAGGAAGCCAUAAAGCUAGAACCCAAGGAUGAACACGGCAUUGAUGAGCAGCUUCCGGAACAAAACCAGGAGGCGUGCGGACCUGGCGGCAACUUCAAAUUUCCCACCCAAGAAGCCAUAAAGUCAGAACCCAAGGAUGAACAGAGCAUUGAUGAACAGUUUCCGAAACAAAACCAGGAGCCGUGCGGACCUGAUGACAACUUGGAAUUUCCCACCCAGGAAGCCAUAAAGUCAGAACCCAAGGAUGAACACAGCAUUGAUGAGCAUCUUCGGGGGGAAAAACAGGAGCAAUGUGGACCUGACGACGAUUUGGAAUUGCCCACCCGACAGUCAAAUCGGACGACAGCUGAGGGGAUAAGCGCCGUGAAGGAGUCACCAGUGACGGGUCAUGCAUGUGAUCCCCUCAAGGAUAGACCGGUGGAACGCGACAACGGUCACAAGGAGCCUUACGCUUGUCUGGAAUGUGGCAAGACGUCACAAAACGAAGACUUUUUAAAAACCCACGAGUGCGCCGAAGAAGACUCUUUUGACGAAGACUCUGAUGAUAUGUCUCCUUCUAAUGACAUCACAGAGGAGCAGGACAGCGAUCCAGACUACAUACCAGGUGAUUGUGUUUGGGAUCACAAGAAGCUUCAAAAAUCUUCCAAGCGACAUCCCUCACUGAACCCCAAGGAAGAGACUCUCUCAUUUGACACUCCAAAGUCAUCAAAAUCUGGAGACACAUUAGCUUCUGAGGAAACAAAGUCAAAACCUGGCGAUGAGCACAUUCAGAAUCCGUUGGACAUGGAGUCAAACCAGCAGAGGUGCCGACCCAAGAAGAUCUUCAACUGUCCGACCUGUGGGAGAUUAUUCUCAAGAAAUUGUGCCCUGAGGCGCCAUCUUGUCAUCCACGCAGGGAAAAGACCUUUCAAGUGCUUCAUAUGCGGAAGAGGAUUCACGCAGAGUGGAAACCUCAAAACGCACAUGAAGGUUCACAAAGGAGAGUCAAACUGGAAGUUAGUGAAGGAUAAGAGUCCUACUGAAAAAUCAUCAGUGACAGUUCACGUGUGCGGAGAGUGUGGAAUGGACUUCCCUCUGAAAGAUCAACUGGCGGAACACCGAGACAGUCACAAGAAGCCUUACGCUUGUCCCCACUGCGACAAGUCUUUCAGAACCAAAGACUACUUGGAUAUCCACAGCCGCGUUCACACCAAAUACUCGCCGUUCGCCUGCGCCGAAUGCGGCAAGACUUUCGUCACAUCUUGUAGCCUCAAGCAGCACAAGUUGAUGCACCGCGGUAAAAAGAAUUACCACUGCAAGCAGUGUGGCAAGGCCUUCUUUCAGGCCUCUAAUCUCAAAGAGCACCUCAAGAUUCACAGCGGAGAGCGGCCUCACCUGUGCGCCAUCUGUGGGAAAAGUUAUCCCCGGGCGGACACCCUCAAAGUGCACCUGAGGGUUCACACGGGAGAGAAACCGUACAUGUGCGACGUAUGCGGGAAGUCCUUUUAUUAUUUCCAAGGUUAUCGAGCGCAUAGGAUGAUUCAUGACAAGAAGCCAAAACCACCGACGAAACCUUUGGGGAGACCAAAACAACACAUGAGCGAAUAAUCGAUAUCAUCUGGUGAACAUAACUGUGAUUACUGAACACAUCAUACGACAGCUACGUGAAUGGUUAUCUGAGUAUUACGUUUUGACUAGGGGGGGAGAGAAACAUUUUCUUGUAGUUUACUUUUGAAAACCUGGCGCUUUUUAUCCAUUCCAAUUUGAAGAACACUUUACAUAACUACAGUGACUUUAACAUUCCAUAUGAAAGGAAGGCUUCAUGAAGCUGCAAUGCUUUCUGAGUUAUUAAACGUUGGCUGAACAUCC
Molecule: messenger RNA, 2423 nt
Organism: Phycodurus eques (leafy seadragon)
Lineage: Eukaryota; Metazoa; Chordata; Actinopteri; Syngnathiformes; Syngnathidae
Product: zinc finger protein 260-like
Exons: 10
Coding region: 30-2162 (710 amino acids)
Biological process (GO): regulation of transcription by RNA polymerase II
Molecular function (GO): DNA-binding transcription factor activity; RNA polymerase II cis-regulatory region sequence-specific DNA binding
Source: RefSeq, a predicted model, not a curated record